AUGGUGCCCACAGCCAGCGAAAUCGAUACCAUCCACAAUCAACAAGGAGAUACCGAGAUCACGGAGGGGGAUGUGGAGCAAGGGCCAGAACCUACUCUACGCCUCAAUCGUGUAUCGUCAAAACUCCAAGCUGUGAGAGCAGAACGCGAAAGAAGGUUUGUGGAAGGCAGAUCUGGGUCUAAGAAGAUCGGACGAGCAAGAGCAGAUUCUUCAUCCUCUCUGCAAUCGCAAACCCAGCAACUACGACGGGAGAAUAGCGCGCAACAAGGAAGCACCGUCGACGUCCUCCCUGAUGUAGCCGAAGAGCACGAACCCACCGAUCACGAGCAAUUCCCAGAAUACACCGAGCAGGACGCACCCUUCGAUGCAACCCCCUCCUACCGCCCAACCUACGAAUUCGACGACUCCUUCUCCGCAAAAACAGCUCUGGACAACCCACCCUCGGACGACGAAUUGACACUAACCCACAACGCCGCCCUCGAAGAAGAAGUCUACAACGCCCACACCCACUGGAGCGUCCUCCGCCACCGCUUCCGCCACUCGCUAGCAGAAUCUCUAGCUUGCUUUGUUCAACUCACUCUUGGAUUUUCCGCAGACCUAGCAAUCACCCUCGGGGGUGCCUCAGCGAACAAUGCAAUCUAUGGAUCUCUGGCUUGGGGCUUCGCAACCAUGACUGGCAUUUAUAUUGCCGGUGGGCCCUCGGGUGCACAUUUGAAUCCAGUGAUUACGAUUGUGUUGUACAUCUACCGCGGGUUUCCGAAAAAGCAUAUUGGAAGUUAUGUUGCUGCGCAGUUUUUGGGUGCGUUGGCGGCGGGCUUUGUGAGUUGGGCGGUCUUUUCGUCACAGAUCGAUACAUACAUAGCAAGUCCGGCGCGAGGAACUACGGAGAAGGAAGCGACGCAGACGGUUUUGAAUGCGUUUGUCACUGGUCUGAGAAACGACAAUGUCACAUUGGCUUGCGGAUACUUUUCGGAGUUUGUGGCGACAGCGUUUCUGGCGCUGAUCGUUCUUGCACUCGGUGACGAUACGAAUGCACCCCCUGGCGCCGGCACUACUGCUCUCAUCCUUGGUUUCGUCAUCUGUGUCAUAUUGCAAGCCUUUGGAUCCAACACCGGCGCAGCUAUAAACCCCACUCGCGACCUCGGCCCCAGGAUAGCGUUAUGGAUAUUGGGGUAUCCAGUGGACCUACUCUGGAAGGGUAAUUGGUGGCUCUGGGGUCCGUGGCUGGCAUGUAUUCCUGGAGGACUCGUGGGAGCGGCAAUGUAUGAUAUUUGUAUCUUCGAAGGAGGAGAGUCGCCGGUCAAUUAUCCGAGGAAGAGAGUUUGGAGGGCUGGUCACAAGGCGAAGAAGAAGUGGGCGAAGAGGUUGAGUAGGCCUUUCAAAGGAAGGCUGGCGAGGAAGAAGAAGGGGCAAGAACAGGUGGAGCAGAAAGCGUAG
Aureobasidium namibiae CBS 147.97 is the source of this 1437-nucleotide messenger RNA. RefSeq names its product aquaporin-like protein. The transcript has a single exon. The record is from RefSeq and is a predicted model, not a curated record. Gene Ontology annotation, biological process: glycerol transmembrane transport; water transport. NCBI's taxonomy places the organism in Eukaryota, Fungi, Ascomycota, Dothideomycetes, Dothideales, Saccotheciaceae. Gene Ontology annotation, cellular component: plasma membrane. Bases 1 to 1437 code for a protein of 478 amino acids. Gene Ontology annotation, molecular function: glycerol channel activity; water channel activity.